AUGGCCCCCGUCACCGCCGAGGGCUUCCAGGAGCGCGUGCGGGCGCAGCGGGCCGUGGCGGAGCAGGAGAGCCGGGGCACGGCCACCUACUGCGCCGUCUGCAGCAAGAAGUUCGCCUGCCUGAACGCCUACGAGAACCACCUCAGGUCCCGGCGGCACGUGGAGCUGGAGAGGAAGGCGGUGAGUCGCCGGGUGGAGAUGAUGAACGAGAAGAACCUGGAGAAAGGGCUGGGCGUGGACGGUGUGGACAAGGAUGCCAUGAACGCGGCCAUCCAGCAGGUCAUCAAGGCCCAGCCGUCUCCCAAGAAGGCCCCCCCCGCGCCCAGGAGGGAGCCCGGGGGGCCCGCGGCGGCGGCCGAAGGAGGACGGGAGGCGGACGACCGCGACCCGGCCGAGAAGCCUCCCCGGUUACAGUGGUUUGAACGGCAGGCGAAGAAGCUGGCCAGGCAGCAGGGCGAGGAAGAGAGUGAGGAGGGCGAGCUGGACGGAGACGAUUGGGAAGAUAUGGAUUCUGACGAAGAAAUGGAAUGUGAAGAUGCUGACUCGAUGGACGAGUUGGAGGAGCAGGAUGCGGAGGAGGAGGAGGCCGGGGGAGGCGCCCCUCCUGGAGCCAUCUCUAUAAAGGACUGCUUAUUUUGUUCCCACCAUUCAAGCUCCCUUAUGAAGAAUGUGGCUCAUAUGACUAAAGUCCAUAGCUUCUUCAUUCCUGAUAUAGAAUAUCUUUCGGAUCUCAAGGGACUGAUUCAGUAUUUGGGAGAGAAAGUUGGUGUUGGGAAGAUUUGCUUAUGGUGCAAUGAGAAAGGGAAGUCCUUUUACUCCACGGAAGCUGUGCAAGCACACAUGAACGACAAGAGCCACUGUAAGCUCUUCACAGACGGUGAUGCUGCUUUGGAAUUUGCAGACUUCUAUGACUUUAGGAGUAGCUACCCAGAUCAUAAGGGAAGGGAGGAGCCUGAUGAGACCGAGGAGUUGCCCUCAGAAAAGACCUUGGAUUAUGAUGAUGAAACCAUGGAACUGAUUCUACCAUCUGGUGCCAGAGUGGGCCAUCGCUCCUUGAUGAGAUACUACAAACAGCGAUUUGGCUUGUCAAGAGCUGUGACAGUUGCCAAGAACCAGAAGGCCGUGGGCCGGGUACUCCAGCAGUACAGAGCCCUGGGAUGGACUGGCAGCACAGGAGCAGCUCUUAUGAACAAACGGGACAUGCAGUAUGUCCAGAGGAUGAAGUCAAAAUGGCUGCUGAAGACCGGAAUGAAGAACAAUGCCACCAAGCAGAUGCACUUUAGGGCCCAAGUGAUGUUCUAA
Molecule: messenger RNA, 1302 nt
Organism: Pipistrellus nathusii (Nathusius's pipistrelle)
Lineage: Eukaryota; Metazoa; Chordata; Mammalia; Chiroptera; Vespertilionidae
Source: the annotation of a GenBank genome assembly